AUGAGCAGCAGCAACAAGCUCGUGCCUGAACAAGUGCUCCUGCUCGAGCAGGCGACGCUCAAGGCGCCGCUCGACAACCUCCGACGGCUGCAAAAGCAGACGCAGAAGACCUACGAACACAACUUGAACCCGUCGUCGACGUUCCAGAAAGACCUCGAUGCGCUCCUCCGCUCCGCCGCCUCGUCGUCCGCUUCGCUCGACCCCUCGACACAAGCCGAGGUGCUCAAAUCGGUCGACUCGAUGCUCGCUCGGAUGCGGACUUUGAAGCGCAAGCUGAGAGACUUGAAGGGCCAGAACGACAAGGCUGUUCGGGUUGUCCAGACUCGGCUGGACCACCUCGCUGCCUUGCCAGAAUCAAUGGACAGUCCCGCCUACAGUCCAUGGGCGCGCAAACGCCUCGCACACCAACUGGUCGACUACUUUCUUCGCUCUACGCCGCCGCUGAAGGAGAGUGCGAGGGAGUUGGCGCGCGAGGAGGGCAUCGAGGAGUUGGUCGAUACGGAGGUUUGGGACGAGUUGGGACGGGUUGAGAAAGGGUUGGAGGAGAAGAGGCUCGAUGAGGUGCUUGCGUGGGUCGGGGAGAACCGCACGGCACUCAAGAAGCUCAAGUCCCCACUCGAAUUUACGAUCCACCUCCAAGCGUACAUCGAGCUGUGCCGCGCACGAGACGCGGUCUCGGCGAUCGCCUACGCGCGGAAACACCUCUCUCCCGCAACUGCCGCCGAACUCGAGACUUCGGGCCCGUCGGGCGACGAGGGCGCAGAUGGCAGCGGAAAGGGCUCGUUGAUGAGCGAGUUGAGUAGGGCGAUGGCGUUGCUUGCGUAUCCGCCCGACACGACGUGCCGAGUCUACCAGGACCUCUACUCACCUCUUCGCUGGGCCCACCUCCGCUCCCUCUUCCGCACGACCUUCCUCACGCUCCACUCACUCCCCUCGAUCCCCCUCCUCCACAUGUCGCUCCAAGCAGGCAUCGCGUCGCUCAAGACUCCCAUCUGUUGUCCCGUACCGAGUGGGACGAAAACUGCUCCGCCGAGUGCGUGGCCGUUGGGUGGAGUCAAGGGGCUGAGGACGAGCAUCACGCCGGACGGGGAGAUUGUCUUUUCCACCUCAGGCGGGUCGGGUGCCGAUUCGCCGUCCCUCACCGGGACGAACGGGGCGACCCAACCCCCGGUCCACACCCUCGAAGGUUCACCCUCCCCAAACUGCCCGCUCUGUUCCUCCCCGCUCUCAGCACUAGGCCCGGACGUCCCCUACUCUCACCACGUCAACUCGACGAUCGUGUGUGGGAUCACGGGGAAAGUGGUUGAGGGCGAUGGAGGAGAGGGAGGACAGUUGGUGGCGCUCGUUAGUAGGGUUACGGGUGAGGGGAGGGUGUAUUCGAAGGAGGGACUCGCACUACGCGCGUCGCAGCAUCCCGAGGGCAAACUGAUCGACCCCGCGACGGGCGAGGUGUUCGAGUGGGACGAGUUGAAGAAGGUGUUCAUCUCGUGA
This is a messenger RNA of Rhodotorula toruloides NP11, 1491 nucleotides long. RefSeq names its product negative regulation of gluconeogenesis. Lineage: Eukaryota; Fungi; Basidiomycota; Microbotryomycetes; Sporidiobolales; Sporidiobolaceae. Bases 1 to 1491 code for a protein of 496 amino acids. Gene Ontology annotation, biological process: proteasome-mediated ubiquitin-dependent protein catabolic process. The record is from RefSeq and is a predicted model, not a curated record. The transcript has 6 exons. Gene Ontology annotation, molecular function: ubiquitin-protein transferase activity. Gene Ontology annotation, cellular component: GID complex; nucleus; cytoplasm.